This is a messenger RNA of Acanthamoeba castellanii str. Neff, 3738 nucleotides long. RefSeq names its product patched family protein. The record is from RefSeq and is a predicted model, not a curated record. Lineage: Eukaryota; Discosea; Longamoebia; Acanthamoebidae. The transcript has 21 exons. Gene Ontology annotation, cellular component: membrane. The coding region runs from base 1 to 3738 and encodes 1245 amino acids.
AUGGAUGUGCGGCACAACAUUACCGAGAUUUUCGUACACAGCCAUUUCUUCCUGCGAAAGAUACAUUACUGGCAAGGCCGCGUCUUGGCUGAUGGAGUGACGUUCCGCCACGGCGAACCCAACGGAGGUGGGUGGUUCUGGUGGUGGAAUUGGCGCGCCUUUGCCUGCAUGCUGCUGGCACUCGUGCUGGUGGGCGUGGGCACAUUGGGAACCAUGAAGAAUCAACAGUACGUGUCGAAGGAAUCACUGUGGAUCCCGGGCAAUGCCCCGAUACUUGCUGACCUGCACAAAUACGAGCGGCUCUUUGGUUCGAUGGACGCCGCGCGCAUCAUGCUCACAGCGAAUCCGGGCUACGAUCCAAACCUCAUGGAGCACGGGAUGCUCACCAGCCUCUGGCGCCUACACACCUACAUCACCACCGAGCUGACAAACUACGGCUUCACCGACUUGUGCGUCAACGUCACGCUUCUGGGCGUGACGGGCUGCUACCAAUUCAAUCCACUCGCAUUUUGGCCCGCGGGCCUCGGUCCUGGGGUGUUUCAACGGCCCAGCUACAAUGUGGGCGCAGCGAUCAACGAUCCCGCGUCCCUCUUUCUCAACCCGUGGACGCGAAUAGAGGACAUCUUUGGUGGAAUUACCAGAGUGAACGGCAAGAUCGUUGCUGUCGCGGCGCUGCAGGUCCACUACUUCUUUGACAGCUCGCCCCAACGACACGCGACCAACCCCGAUUGGGUCGAGGUCCUGCAAAGCUUUGAAGACGCUCUCCUCGACGCGCUGAAGCGAUACACGUUCGCCGAGAUCGCGCCCAACAUCAACCUGUCCUACAACAAGGAGGUCUACUCGUCCAUGAUCGCUGACUGGCCCUACUUGGGCGCUAGCGUCUGCAUCAUGUUGGUCAUUCUGGGUCUGGCCUUCCUGUCGAUGGAGUUCGUCCACCACUCCCGGGUCUACCUUGGCAUCAUCGCCGCCUUGACCGUCGCAUUUGUCAUCACCUCCACCCAAGGGGCCGCCUCGGUGCUGUUCCUCAGCGAGACCGUGUUCGACACCUAUGCCAUCUUCCUGGUCGCCAUCAUCGGCCUCAACCACCUCUUCAUCAUCAUCCACACCUACGAUCGGGUGAUCGACAAGGAGCUGUUGAAGCCGGAGCCGCAGUUGCAAAAGGGCCACGUCAACCAGGGCAGCGUGCAGGCCAUCGACAAACAGGCCACGUUCCGGCUCCUCGUCACCGAAACGCUGGCCGAGGCCAUGCCCUCCAUCACCGCAGUCUACCUGAUCGGCAUCCCCAUCUUCGGCAUCGGCAUUCUUUCGGAGUACUGCUUCGAGUACGAGCCCAUAGCUGGGCUGAUUUCGAUGAGCGCCACGUGCGGCUUCGGGCUGUUGGUCCUCUACAUCACCAUCAACCUCCUGUUCCUCCCGGCUCUGGUCCUGGAUGCCCUGCGCGUCGUGGUACAGCCAACCCACUCGCCCGUUUCUGUCGUCGCCGUCGUUGACCGCUCUCACGCUGUGCAGGAGAAUCGGACGGACGUGCUGUUUCUCAAGAGGGAGCGGGAGCACUUCACCCGCUCUGCGCCGGUGAUCGGCGACGUCAUCGAGGUCGCGAGCGAUCUCGCGCUCCCGCCGCCACCGCCCUACGAGAGGCUCUGCCACGUUCUCUUCCGCAAGGCCAUCUCGCCCGUCAUGACCAAGCUCCCCGUCAAAAUUGCAAUCAUCUCGUUGAUUGUCCUGACCGUGGGCCUCUCGAUCUUCGUGAUCGGCAGCACCCAGUUCGCCUUGAGUCCCCACCCGCGCCAAGACAACUUGCCCUCCGAGAACUACCUGGCAGCGUACUAUAGCGUUCAGGAUGAGUUCUUCUCCAAGGCUGGAACCCCCGUGUCGUUGGUCAUCACUCACGCAGACUACACCAAUGAGAAGACCCUGGCCACCAUCAACUCAUUCUUGCAUAAGGUGGAGGAUUCAGGGUGUGCACGACCGGGGUCGAUAGCCAAUUGGUACAGCAACUACAUCAUGUACCUGGUAUCGAAGGGCCAAAACAUCACCGACUUCUACCAGCCCCAGGACGGCACCAAUACUACCAACAUUGCCCUGUGGCUGGACUCCCCUUCGGGCGGCCAGUAUGCCAAGGCACUCAUCUUCCACAACAACGGCACGGUGAAGGCGGCGGCGUUCACAUUCAACAUGGCCCCGCUCCCCGCCAGCGACAAACAACACGCUCUCGAGAACGCGCAUCAUCUGCGGGAUAUGGUCAAGUCGGACAGCGCCAUUCAGAAGAUCAGCGAGGGGCAGGCCAUCAUCUUCUCGGACGAUUUCAUUUACAUCGAUGAGCCGUGGAUCCUCACCAAGGCCUGGCUCGCCAAGAUCAUCGUCUACCUGGUCCUCUUCUUUUUGCUCAGCCUUUUGUUCUUGGACGCGAGGUCGGUCGCGCUGAUCGUGCUCGGCACCGCCUGCGUGGCGUCGCUCAUCUACGGCAUCAUCAUGCACUUCCUCUCCAUGAACAUAUCCAUCUAUUCGAUAUCGUGCCUCAUCAUGGUGGCGAUGGUGAGCUUCGACUUCCACUUCCAGAUCGCCUACUUCUGGAUGCGCGACAAGGGAACGCGCACCUCGCGCCUCAUGAACGUCGUCACCCAGAUCGGCACAUCGCUGUGCUGUGCAUACUUUGCGCAGUUCUUGGGGAUGAUGGUGCUCAUGUUCUCGCUGUCGUCGCCGAUCAACCGCUCGUUCGCCUACCUCUACGUGUCGACCACCUCGUUCUCGUUCGUCUUCUCGGUCAUCGUGCUGCCCAUCAUCCUCUCGUGGGUGGGCCUGCGGCGCACCCGCAUCGUGUUCCACCGCAAGUACAAGAGCGUGCUGGGCGGCAUGAUGUGGGACCAGGGCCACAGCGAGCGCGAGCAGGACGGCGACAACUACUGGUCGUCGGACGACGAGAGCUCCUUCUACCACGACACCGACAAAGAGGUCUACCGCAGCGACAACCUCAACAGCGGCAACUACGACAACUUUGGCAGCGAGCCGGGGAGCUACGGCGGCGGCGGCUUCCAGUACAGGGAGCGAGAGGCGACGGAGGAAGACGACAACCAGGUGGGACGAAGGCGGCCGACGACACGAAGCGAUGGCAGGCCAGCAGCAGAGCCACCAUCAUCAUCGUCGAUGCCGCGGGUGGCGUCGGGCGGCGUGGAGGUCAUCGCGCGCAGCCUGGCCGGCGGCGGGCACGAGGUGACGCUCGAGCAGCUGUUCGUGAUGGCCGAGGUGGCCGGCUCGCAGAGGGCGGAUACGUAUCAAGUGCUGACGUCAUCCGGCAACGUCGCGCUGCCGCCCGCGGCCACCGAACAACGGCGACGGACCGCCGACGUGGUGGUUACCAGCGGCGGCGGCAGCAGCCCCAGCGCGAGCUUCAAGGCCAAGCUCACGAGCGAGAGCGCGCACAAGCGGACGGCGAGCGGCCUGCGCGAUCUCUUCUUUGGCGGUUCUACGUCCAACGCCGAUAGCGGUGUCGGUGGCGGCUUGGCGCCCACGGACGGCCUGGACUCCUUCCCUUCGCCCUCGCCCGUCCCUCCUGGCUCCGUGCUGUACGCCUCCUCCCCCAACCGCUCUCGCCUUGGAUUGAUGCUCUCGAGAUCGACGGCGGCCGGCUCAUGCUCACCCCCACCACUUCUGUUCAGCAGGGACAGCGGGAGGUGGUCGCGGGAGAGCAGCUGGCUUUCCUCAGCCUCAUCGCGAAACGGGGGCGGCGACGGCAAGUGA